GAGCGUGGUUGUUUACGUGCAUUAUGUCUGACUAUCUAGCGAAGGCAGAUCAUAGAUUACUUGAGUCGAAGACUGUCCCUUUAUAAAUAAUGGCCUCUCCAAUCCCCCGCGGCCUUCGCCAGGUCCUCCAAAAAUCGCCUUCGGACAUCGUUAUCCUCUCAUCUCUCCGCACUCCCGUCACUCGUGCAAAGAAGGGCGGUUUUAAGGAUGCUUAUCCGGAAGAGCUUCUCGCUCAUGUUUUACGCGCGACGCUGGAGGCCAACCCAAAUCUUGACCCCGCUCUGAUCGAGGAUGUGUGCAUCGGCUCCGUGCUUCAAGAACUCGGAGGCGCGAAGGCAGGCCGAAUGGCCCAGAUCCACGCCGGUUUCCCUCACAGCGUCCCCUUCCACACAAUCAACCGGCAAUGUUCAUCUGGUUUGGCUGCUAUUUCAACUAUUGGGAACAGCAUUCGGGCAGGAGCUCUCAACAUUGGUGUUGGUGGAGGAAUGGAGUCGAUGACCAGAAACUACGGCUCGCGCGCUAUCCCCACUGUUCUGUGGCCUGAGCUCAAGGAAUCGCCCUCAAAGGAUUCGAGGGAUUGUAUCAUGCCUAUGGGAAUCACCUCUGAGAACGUCGCUUCUCGGUACGGUAUCAGCAGGGAGGACCAGGACGCGUUCGCUGCCAACUCGCACAAGAAGGCUGCGGCUGCGCAAAAUGCUGGACUAUUCGACUCGGAGAUCGUUCCCGUAAAGACUCUUUCCUACGAUGCUCAGAACCCUGAAGCCCCGCCUACGGAGAUAACUGUCACUAAGGAUGACGGUGUUCGCGCCAACAUUUCUGUCGAGAAGAUGGCCUCUUUGAAGCCGGCUUUCUCUGAAACUGGCUCCAGCACUGCCGGAAACAGCUCCCAGGUUAGCGAUGGUGCUGCCGCUGCUCUGUUGAUGCGUCGAUCUACCGCCACGGAACUCGGCCUGACUUCGUCCAUCAAGGCCCGCUGGGUCGGCACAGCCGUUGCUGGUUGUGCCCCUGAUGAGAUGGGUGUUGGCCCUGCAGUUGCCAUUCCCAAGCUCCUUCAGAUGCUUGACGUUAAUAUUUCGGACGUUGGCAUCUGGGAGCUCAACGAGGCUUUCGCGUCCCAGGCUCUGUACUGUGCUCGUAAGUUGGGUAUUGAUGAGGCCAAGAUUAACCCCAAGGGUGGCGCCAUUGCGAUUGGUCACCCUCUUGGUGCCACUGGAGCCAGACAGGUCGCGACCCUGUUACCUGAGCUUGAGCGUACCGGCCAGGAAAUCGGUGUUGUUAGCAUGUGUAUCGGAACUGGCAUGGGUAUGGCCGGCAUGUUUGUUCGGGAGUAA
This is a messenger RNA of Aspergillus nidulans FGSC A4, 1331 nucleotides long. RefSeq names its product thiolase family protein. Gene Ontology annotation, molecular function: acetyl-CoA C-acetyltransferase activity; acyltransferase activity, transferring groups other than amino-acyl groups; transferase activity. The coding region runs from base 90 to 1331 and encodes 413 amino acids. Gene Ontology annotation, cellular component: cytoplasm. The record is from RefSeq and is a predicted model, not a curated record. NCBI's taxonomy places the organism in Eukaryota, Fungi, Ascomycota, Eurotiomycetes, Eurotiales, Aspergillaceae. The transcript has a single exon.